Messenger RNA from Asparagus officinalis (garden asparagus), 390 nucleotides. RefSeq names its product glycine-rich protein 5-like. NCBI's taxonomy places the organism in Eukaryota, Viridiplantae, Streptophyta, Magnoliopsida, Asparagales, Asparagaceae. The record is from RefSeq and is a predicted model, not a curated record. The coding region runs from base 1 to 390 and encodes 129 amino acids. The transcript has a single exon.
AUGGGCGGCUGCUGCGGCGGCGUUGUAGGUGGCGAUGGAGCCGACGAAGGUGACGGCGGUUUCGGUGGUGUAGGCAGAGUCUUCGGUGGCGCCUUCGAUGGUGGUGAUGAGGGUGGGGCCGCUGACGGUGGUCGUGAUGGUGGUGGAGUAGGAGCCUUUGGUGGUGACGGUGAUGAUGGGGGAUGUGCUUCUGAUGGCGACGGGGUCGGGGAUGGGGGCGGAACCUCGGGCGGCGGCGAUGGCGAAGGGGUGGCUGAUGGAGUAGGAGCCUUGGACGGCGAUGGGUGUGGGGAUGGGGUUGGUGCUGGGGGCGGAGUCUUGGAUGGCGAAGGCGAAGGCGUCGGUGAUGGUGUACUAGGAACCUCGUCCGACGGUGAUGGCAUUCGAUAA